CCGUAAAUCACAGUCCUUCUCCCUCUCUCCCUCUCUCGCUUCGUCAGUUUUUUCUUUCCUCUCUCUCGCUUUCUCAGAUACCCAUGGCCGAGAGUUGCAACUCUCGAGGCUUCUCAUGGCUUGUGAAAUCCUGCUUUCCCAAUCCACAAGAAACUCGCCGAGGAACAACUCUCGUCACUCGAGUCUCCGAUAAGUCUCCACCGGAAAAUCGCCACCAUCAAACAACGUUCGCGUCUCUCCCUGAUGAUCUACUUCUUGAAUGCCUCUCCAGAGUCUCUCCCUGUUCUCUAUCCUCUGCUUUUCUCGUCUGCCGCAGAUGGUCUCAAAUCCUCGAUUCAUCCGAUUUCUACGAUCUCCGCCGCAGCCAUGGCCAUGUCCAUAGAACUCUCUUCGCCGUUGCUUUUACAGAUUUCGGAGUCUAUGGAGCGAGCCACCGUAUCGAUACCAACAUGCCAUGGAAGACGACACUGUUUCCUGCGGUUGAGGUUGUAGCGCCGGAAACGUUCGACGGAUCGUUCUCACACUCGCGUCUGACGGCGAUUGGACGGCGGAUAUACAUUCUCGGUCGAAACGCCACGAUCCGAUACGACGCUUGGACCGGAACAGUUACGCCUAGAUCGCCGAUGAUAUUUCCUAGGAAGAAGUUUGCCGCUGCUGCGGUUGCCGGAAAGAUUUACGUGUCUGGUGGAGCCGCUCGGACCUCGGCGGUGGAGGAAUACGACCCUGAGAGCGACACGUGGCGCGUCGCUGCGGAGGCGCCCAGGAGGCGGUAUGGUUGCAUCGGUGCCACUGUGGAUGGGGUGUUCUACGCCAUCGGAGGGUUGAAGAUCGGUGGACCCCAUGUAGAGGCGACACGCGGUGCCGGAGCUGAGGCCCAUGUGUAUGCUAGCACGAUGGACUUGUAUGACGUGGAGGCGAAGGCGUGGUUGAGGAGCCGUGCGGUGCCGGGCGGAGGUUGCGUAGUGGCAGCGUGCGCGGCGGGAGGACACAUUUUUGUCCUUGCUAGCCAUGCGGUGGAGCUCUCGUUUUGGAGAUAUGAUGGGAGAAGGAAAAGUGGUGGAUUUGGGGAGUGGUGUCGGGUGAAGACCCCGCCACUUCCGGCGCAGGUUAGAUUGGACAGUACCGUUAGAUUCAGUUGUGUGGGAGUUGGGGAUAAGGUGGUGCUCGUGCAAGUGUUGGGAUCAAUUGAUGACUUGUUGAGGAGGAGCCGGAGAACCUGUAGAGGGUGGAAGGAAGGGUUGGUGCUGGUUUACGAUAAUGACAAGGGAGAGUGGAACAGAGGCGUUGAUCUACCGGAGGUUAUCCGACGCGCCGCUUGCGUGUGUGUGGAGUGCUAGUAGCUAAUGUACGCUGGUGUUGUAACUAUGUGAAGUGGUCUUUGGCUUUGUUCCCUCUUUGGUGCUUCACUUUGGCAGUUUGGCCAAGCAAGGACAGGAAAGCAGUCUCAGGCGUGGGGGGCGUCCGGGCAAUGUCUGGUCUGCUGGUCUAUAUAUUUAUGUAUGACCAGCGCAAGGAAUUUGAUUUACAUAGAUCAGAAAUCCAAGGAGUGGAAGAGGGCCAAUUCACCCUACACACUAAGGAGGUAGCUUUCUGAGCGAAGGAGUCAGCAAUGCUGUUAUUCUCCCUAGGAACAUACUUGAAUGAACAAGAAAGAAAAAAGGUAGCCAGAUAUUUGAUGUUCCAAAUAUCGAAAACUUUAAAUUUGGGAUCCACAUCGUUGCUGUUUAGGAUAGUGGCAAGCUCAAGAUUAUCUGUUUCCACUUCAAUGUUUUCAAUUGCUUCAGUAAUAGUGUAAUACUAUGUAAGAGCCCACACCGAAUGGAAAACAAGCCGUUGACCCAAA
This is a messenger RNA of Macadamia integrifolia, 1843 nucleotides long. RefSeq names its product F-box/kelch-repeat protein At5g26960. The record is from RefSeq and is a predicted model, not a curated record. NCBI's taxonomy places the organism in Eukaryota, Viridiplantae, Streptophyta, Magnoliopsida, Proteales, Proteaceae. Bases 84 to 1337 code for a protein of 417 amino acids. Gene Ontology annotation, molecular function: protein binding. The transcript has 2 exons.